This is a messenger RNA of Aquila chrysaetos chrysaetos, 3096 nucleotides long. RefSeq names its product kelch like family member 22 (gene KLHL22). The transcript is spliced from 7 exons. The record is from RefSeq and is a predicted model, not a curated record. Bases 393 to 2309 code for a protein of 638 amino acids. Lineage: Eukaryota; Metazoa; Chordata; Aves; Accipitriformes; Accipitridae. Gene Ontology annotation, molecular function: protein binding. Gene Ontology annotation, biological process: proteasome-mediated ubiquitin-dependent protein catabolic process; protein monoubiquitination; positive regulation of TORC1 signaling. Gene Ontology annotation, cellular component: Cul3-RING ubiquitin ligase complex; cytosol; polar microtubule.
GCCCCUGCACGCUACUCACGGUACCGACCCGGGCACCGACAGCGACGGGGUGCCCGCCGCCCGCAGCCCCAGGCCCCGCCGCGGAGGGUGACGGGCCCGGCUGGCCGACCGAGCCCCCCCCCCCGCCCAGGGACACACACACAUACACACAGAGAGCAGCGCCACCGGUAGCCGGGCCCCCUCGGGCUGGCGGGUGCCCGGGUGACGCUGGGGGCUCUCGCCCCCGCCGCUCGCCCCGGUUCCGGCCGCGGCCGCCCCUCCCUCGCCGGGCGGGCGCGUCACGCGCGGUCGCCGUGGUUUCCGGGUCGCACAUGAAGGCGGAAGCCGCUGGCGGAGGCCGCCGCUCUCGAUUUCAUUCUGCUACAGCUGGUGGCUGAGCAUUUCUGCCUGGGAUGGCGGAGGAUCAGGAGCUGACUCAGCCACACAAAGCUCAACUCGAGCCCUCCCUUCAGCAGCGCACCAGCAACACAUACCGCAGUGCAGAGCACUCUCAGGCCUUGCUCAGUGGCUUGGUAUCUCUCCGAGACAGCAGCAUCCUCUUCGAUGUAGUUCUGGUAGUGGAAGAGAAACCUAUUGAGGCUCAUCGCAUACUUCUAGCUGCAUCCUGUGACUAUUUCAGAGGAAUGUUUGCAGGAGGACUGAGAGAGAUGGAACAAGAAGAAGUUCAUAUUCAUGGCAUCUCCUACAAUGCAAUGUGUAAAAUCUUGAACUUCAUUUACACUUCUGAGCUGGAACUCAGUGUGAACAGUGUACAGGAAACCUUAGCUGCAGCCUGUCAGCUUCAGAUUCCAGAAGUCAUUAAAUUCUGUUGUGAUUUUCUCAUGUCCUGGGUAGACGAAGAGAACAUCCUCGACGUAUACAGACUAGCUGACCAUUACGACUUGAGACAUUUGAGUGAUCAGCUGGAUUCCUACAUUUUGAAGAACUUUGCAGCUUUCUCAAGGACACAAGUGUACCGACAGCUACCCUUGCAGAAGGUCUACUCCCUUCUCAGCAGCAACCGUUUGGAGGUUAACUAUGAGUUUGAAGUUUAUGAUGGGGCACUUUUUUACCAUUAUUCUCCAGAGCAACUGGAGACAGAUCAGGUCUCCCUGAUGGAGCCCCUUAAGCUACUUGAGACAGUUCGUUUUCCUCUGAUGGAACCCCAGAUCCUGCAAAGGCUUCAUGACAAAUUAAGUCCAUGUCCUUUAAAAGAUACAGUCGCAGAUGCAUUAAUGUACCACAAGAAUGAAUGUCUUCAGCCAAUGCUUCAGAGCUCCCAGACACAGCUGAGAUCAGAGUUCCAGUGUGUAGUGGGAUUUGGAGGGAUGCAUUCUACUCCAUCCAUUGUCCUCAGUGAUCAAGCCAAGUAUCUGAACCCCUUAUUGGGAGAGUGGAGGCACUUUACAGCUGCACUAGCCCCCAGAAUGUCCAACCAAGGGAUUGCUGUUCUCAAUAAUUUUGUAUAUUUAAUUGGCGGAGACAACAAUGUAAGUGGUUUUCGAGCAGAGUCAAGGUGUUGGAGGUAUGACCCGCGACACAACAAAUGGUUCCAGAUCCAGUCCCUACAGCAAGAGCAUGCUGACCUCAGUGUUUGUGUUGUGGACAACUAUAUAUAUGCUGUCGCAGGCCGAGAUUACCAUGAAGACCUGAGGGAAGUGGAGAGGUAUGACCCUAAAAGCAACACUUGGGAAUAUGUGACACCUCUGAAGAAGGAGGUAUACGCACACGCUGGAGCAGCACUGGAUGGGAAGAUGUAUAUUACUUGUGGGAGGAGAGGAGAAGACUAUUUGAAGGAGCUACAAUGUUAUGACCCAAAGACUGACCGCUGGGACGUUUUAGCAGAUGGUCCAGUGAGACGUGCUUGGCAUGGGAUGGCUGCACUGCUAGGAAAGCUCUAUGUAAUUGGAGGAAGCAACAAUGAUUCUGGCUACAGAAGGGAUGUUCACCAGGUUGCCUGCUAUAGGCCAAGCACUGAUCAGUGGACAAAUGUAUGUCCACUUCCUGCAGGACAUGGAGAGCCAGGCAUUGCGGUCUUAGACAACAGGAUCUAUGUCUUGGGAGGCAGAUCCCACAACAGAGGAAUCCGCAUGGACUAUGUCCACAUUUACGAUGCAGAGAGAGACUGUUGGGAGGAAGGACCCCAGCUGGAGGAUGAUAUUUCUGGGAUGGCUGCCUGCGUUCUCACUUUGCCCAGGGCUAUUUUAAUGGAAACAGAGAAAUGGUUCUCAGAAUGGCAUGCAGACCGCGUGAAGUAUCACCUUGAUUUUCCAUCGGAAGUUAUGAGCGUAUCAGACUGGGAGGAAUUUGACAAUUCAAGUGAAGAUUAGAAAACUUUAAUAUUUAUUUUUUGCCAGUGGAUGAGGAAAUUAAGGCUUGGAGAAAAUACUUAGAGAUUUUAUAUGUCUUUCUUAUAUAUAUAAAUAAGUAUUUAAAGGUUUGAAAUAUAAGUGUUCUGCACAAAAUGCCAUUCACCAUCAAUAUCUGCCCAUCUGCAAGUGUUCUGCACAAAAUGCCACUUACAGUCAGUAUCUGCCCACCUGCGAGAAAGCAGCAUUUUUAAAGUAACUACAGAACUGCCAUUUUCCCCCAGUUAAAGUAUAGAGGUUCUUCUGCUUUGAAGGAGACUUUUCUCAACCUUCAGCAUGGACAGGAAAAAACACAGAGAAGGCUCAGCUUGACUAGCUUCUUUCCUUCCAGCUUUUAGCUUGAAAUAGCUUUUUCAAAUUUUUUUUUUUCCUUUUUUUUUUUGGUAAUAGAACUUCCUAGCCAGCUUAACACAGGCAGGUAACACCUAGUGUCUCCCUCCUGUGCCAGGUGUCAGACAGCUUGAUUGGUUCUUCAGCAAGAUUGAACAUACAGAAACAGGAACAGUAGCGAGAAAGUCUGAACCUUCAUCUCAUCUGGGCAUGCAGCCAUCUUUGUAACUGGGUUAGAGCCUGUGAACUGACACCCACUCCUGAACUUCUAUACUGCAAGUUCUGUCAACACAGUGGAAAGAAGAUUUCUAGAAAAAACUCUCUGUACAGAGUAUGGCAAUCUCAUCGUUCAGCUGUCAGACACAUCUGUUCACAAGCGUAAAUUAAUAAAUCCUUGUCAGAACUUUUUUCUUUUUAA